This is a messenger RNA of Empidonax traillii (willow flycatcher), 1813 nucleotides long. It is a transcript of the gene METTL4, whose product is annotated as methyltransferase like 4. The coding region runs from base 12 to 1697 and encodes 561 amino acids. Gene Ontology annotation, molecular function: site-specific DNA-methyltransferase (adenine-specific) activity; RNA methyltransferase activity; nucleic acid binding. The record is from RefSeq and is a predicted model, not a curated record. Gene Ontology annotation, cellular component: cytosol; nucleus; RNA N6-methyladenosine methyltransferase complex. The transcript has 9 exons. Lineage: Eukaryota; Metazoa; Chordata; Aves; Passeriformes; Tyrannidae.
GGGGGAGGGCCAUGGCCGUACGGAAAGAUGGCGGCGCCCACGGGGAGGGUGUGAGGCGCUGCCGUACCUGGGCGAGCUCCGGGGUUUUUGUCCAGCCGCAGCGAGUUCUUCUGGGGAAAAACCCGAGCUUUCUGCCUUUGUUUGCCUCCGGGGACGGGCAUCGGCGCCGGGCCUCAGCAGCGCUGUUGCCGCCGCUGCCUCUGUGCCUGUGUCACUGCUCCCGAGCGCUGUCCCAGUCGUCUGUGUGGAAGUUUGUGAUGUCCGUGGUACAUCGUCUGACAGCGGGAUGGCUCGUGGAUCAUCUCUCUUUCAUCAACCAGUGUGGCUAUGAGAUCUGUAACUCCUUUGCAUGCCCUGGCGGUGUCACUGUCAAUACUUCUGUCACAUCUACUGAAGACUGUCAUGGUUCUUCUACCUUUGUUGCCACCUCCUCAUCAAGCAGUGGUCCUACUCAUAGCCCUGAAGAUACCAUAGAAACAGAAGGUAAACCAGCAAAAAUAAGAUAUGUGUUUCGAGAGGAGUUCUUUGACAUUUCUAAGCCCCAUAUAGUUGCACCUCCUGAGGAGCAGCUAUGUCAGGGGUGCCCUGAAAUGAAUCUGACAGAAAUAAAGGUCAACAGUAACAGAGAGGAACACCAGGAAGGAACAAAGAGUGGUGUUGAAGAUUCUGUUGCCAGUGCUAGGAAGAAACGUAAAAGGAAAUGUUUGUUCAACCAAGGUGAACUGAAUGCUUUGGAAUACCAUUCAAAGGUCAGGAAACUGAUUUGGGAAGGCACUCGGCAUUUAGUCCAAGAAGGACUCAAAAGUGGUUUUCUUCACCAAAGGACCGCAGAACCCAGUUACAGGAAGAAUAAUGUUCCUGCUGUCUCUGGGUUGGCUGAAUUAUGUGAAAUGGCAAAGCAGUUUCCAAAUGUGAAUGAAGGUGACCAUCAGUCUGUAUAUGUGCUAGAGGAUGAAACCUCCAGUCCAGAGCAGGACCUGCUUUCCUGUGUUACAGAAAACACCUCAAACCAUGCAAAGAUAAUUGUGUUAAUGGGGCAGAAGUACUUGGUGCCACCAAAAAGCAGCUUCCUUUUAUCUGAUAUUUCGUGUUUACAGCCCUUGCUGAACUACAAGAAAAAAUAUGAUGUAAUUGUGAUUGAUCCACCAUGGGAAAACAAGUCUGUUAAAAGGAGUAACAGGUACAGCCACUUGUCUUCAUGGCAAUUCAAGCAGAUUCCUGUACCAACACUAGCUGCUCCAAAUUGUCUUGUAGUCACAUGGGUAACUAAUAGACAGAAGCACUUACAUUUUGUUAAGGAUGAACUCUAUCCCCAUUGGUCAGUGAAGAUGCUUGCUGAGUGGCACUGGGUAAAAAUUACUAGGGCUGGAGAAUUUGUAUUGCCUUUGGAUUCUUUGCACAAAAAGCCCUAUGAAGUUCUUGUAUUGGGGAGAGUUCAAGGAGAUGGAAAGGAAGCUUUAAGGAAAUCUGAAGGUGUACUUCCAAUUCCGGAGCAUAAGUUAAUUGUCAGCAUACCCUGCACUCUGCAUUCACAUAAACCUCCUCUUACUGCAGUUCUGGCAGAGUUUAUCAAGCCAGAUGUGGAAUGCUUGGAGCUGUUUGCUCGCAACCUCCAGCCUGGCUGGACCAGCUGGGGAAACGAGGUCCUGAAGUUUCAGCACAUUGAUUAUUUCACUCUUCUGCAGAAGGAAAACUGAGCUGGGCCUUACACAUCUAUAUCUUCUGAAAUUCUGUGCCUUCCCAGGGCAUCUUGAACUUGUUUUUAUUACUGAUGGUUCACUUAAAGGUAACAGAAAUAAAACAAAUUGCAUUU